Messenger RNA from Drosophila novamexicana, 834 nucleotides. RefSeq lists its product as uncharacterized. Bases 1 to 834 code for a protein of 277 amino acids. The transcript has 3 exons. The record is from RefSeq and is a predicted model, not a curated record. NCBI's taxonomy places the organism in Eukaryota, Metazoa, Arthropoda, Insecta, Diptera, Drosophilidae.
AUGAAAGUGUUUUCCAUUGCCUGUGUGUGCCUCUUGGCGGCCAGCUGUGCCUGGGCCGCGCCCGGUGUGCAAGAUAGCCGCGUCGAAAGUGAUAACACGCUCGGUCGGGCCGCCCGCUACUUGGGCGCCUGCUUUGAGAGCGAUGACAUGGCCACCUGUUUGGCGGUCAAGGGCAUUACCGCAUUGAAUCGCGCCGCCAGGAGCAACAACAUUGAGCUCAUCAAUGGCGUCACCUUCCAAAGAGAUCCCGCCAGCCCCGUGCAGCGCAGCGGCAAGUCCCUCAGCGAGCAGGACAUCUACGCGGAGCUGCCACAGAAUAAUGAGGAGCGCAACAGCCGUUUGGUGGAUCUGGCCAUAAGCAGCGCCAGCGAUUUCCUGAGCAGCCACAACUUGGAAUUCAAAUUGCCCGCCGAGACCACACAGCAGGUGGCACGUGCUUUGGAUGAAGGCCGCGGCAAGAUCAAGAAGAUGAUUGGACCCAUCGCUCUGGCCAUUGGCGCCAAGCUGUUCGCCGUCAUACCGCUGGUGCUCGGCUUCUUGGCUCUGUUGACCUUCAAGGCUGUGGUCGUGGCCAAGAUUGCCUUCUUCCUGGCCAUACUUGUUGGCGGCUCGCGUCUGCUGAGCGGCUUUGGCAACAAGUUCGGCGGCGCCGGCAUCGGCAGCUCUUAUGGCGGCUACAACUCGAAUGCCUGGUCUGCGCCCGCUAGCGCCGGCUGGAGCUCGGGCUCCUCCUCGGCGUAUCCCUAUGCGCGCAGCAUCACCGCCGACAAUGUCCAGGAGCUGGCCUAUGCCGGCCAGCAGCCAGAGGAGCAGCAGCAGCAGGAGCAGCAGUAA